Messenger RNA from Owenia fusiformis, 1496 nucleotides. The record is from the annotation of a GenBank genome assembly. NCBI's taxonomy places the organism in Eukaryota, Metazoa, Annelida, Polychaeta, Sabellida, Oweniidae.
GUGGUUUUUAAUGGGAGUCGUGUGACAGACUCAUGUGGGCUACAUGUGUAGAAGUCAGCUGGUUGGAUAACUCUUCUAAAAGGAUAGACUCGUGAAAAUUAAUUGAUGAACCCAGAUGAAACAAAUGAUGAAGGAAAGCAAGAAAUUGUACCUUAUUUCAACUUUAAUACUUGGACUGCUAACAGGAACUGCUGUCCACGGGAGACCUGGUAGUGAAUAUAAACAAAGGAUUACAAGGGAUACCAAGGACAUUGUUAGCUUUUGCAACUUUGAAAAAGAUUUCUGUGACUUCAUUCAUGACGAAAAAGCACAAUUCAAGUGGCAACUCCAUAAAGGAGAGACACCUAGUGGCCUAACUGGUCCUAGCUCAGACGUCACAAAAGGCACAAUACAUGGGCAGUAUAUCUACAUAGAAUCCUCUUCUCCUAAACGACCCAAAGAUGCAGCCAGGAUUCUUCUCAAUGUGAGUGACUCCACACAGGAACAUUGCCUCACAAUCAACUACCAUAUGUAUGGGGCAGCUAUAGGGAGCCUGGCUAUUAUAAGCAUUGGGGCAACCAACAAAACUUUAUUCUUCAAAAGUGGUAAUCAAGGUAAUAAUUGGCACAGUGUCAAUGCUACAGUACCACAAGGGAGUAGGGCUGUUAUGAUUGAGGCUACUAUAGGUGAAAGUUUUACAGGAGAUAUAGCCCUUGAUGAUAUCACACUUACCAAAGGCAAUUGUUUUGGAGGUGGUUCAUCCGAAGACACUCCAGGCAGUGUAGGGGGUACUGUUUGGUCAUGUGACUUUGCAAACCCAGGAUGGGAGAACCCUCAAGACAACAAUGGUUGUGGUAAUAACAACUUUGGAAUGACCCAGCUCAGGUCUGAUGACUUUGACUUUACACGCCUUAACAGAGAAACUCCUUCACAGCACUCUGGCCCAACAGGACCUUCAGAAAGUCCAAUAGGUUAUUUCAUUUACACCGAGUCAUCUCCAACUGACUUCCUCCCAGACAGAAGGAAUGAAGUGGCCUCUAUUAGGACCCCAGUGAUGGACCCCAGUCUGAGGAAACAAUUAAUAUUUAGGUACCACACCAGGGGUUUUGUGCUAGGUACCAUCAAUGUGAGAGCCCUCUCUAGCAGUUUCAGCAACAUCCCUAUUGGUCCUAUGUGGUUCAAUAUGACAUCAGUGGAUUUGUGGAAGACUGCAGAUAUAGCACUGCCAGAUGGAACAGCAGCUGUUGAAUUUAAUGUUACCCUCCCCAAUGUUGAAAAGUUCUGGUCAUCUGAUAUUGCAUUUUCUCAGCUUCGUAUUUUCUCUCCAGAUUUAUCACCUGAUCCAGAUGCAAAACAAUCUACAACCACAACAAAACAGCCCUCUACAAUUACAAAACAACCAACAACUACAAAACAACCUACCACCACUACAAAACAACCCACCACCACUUCAAAACAACCCACCACAACUACAAAACAACCCACAACCACUUCAAAACAAUCCACUACCACUACAA